Cephus cinctus (wheat stem sawfly) is the source of this 3821-nucleotide messenger RNA. RefSeq lists its product as uncharacterized. The record is from RefSeq and is a predicted model, not a curated record. The transcript is spliced from 3 exons. Gene Ontology annotation, biological process: response to endoplasmic reticulum stress. NCBI's taxonomy places the organism in Eukaryota, Metazoa, Arthropoda, Insecta, Hymenoptera, Cephidae. The coding region runs from base 336 to 2186 and encodes 616 amino acids. Gene Ontology annotation, molecular function: protein phosphatase regulator activity. Gene Ontology annotation, cellular component: endoplasmic reticulum; protein phosphatase type 1 complex.
ACCUCACGCGUGAUUAUUUAGCUGAUGAAAAUGGCCGCUUGAAAGUAAUCUACGAUACGAGUCUUAACUACAAUGUGUUUUUCUACCAUGGAAUCCUUCGAAAUUGCCUGGAAUACUGAGCUGAAUAUUGUUGUCGAGAGUGCUAAAUUUAUUGGGAACUAUUUUUUAAAGGAAAAUUGUCAACGAAUUACGAGAAAACCAUCGUCAUACGGUGAAGUUGAUCAGUUUAGUGAUUGCAAUUGUCACGCGUGUGAAGGUUGUCCUUGCUCACCACAUACAAGAGGCAUUACACUUAGAAGAGGUGGUGGAGAUAUUCCAAUUUGCUGAGUCAGGAUAUGGAGAUUGCUUCUAGUUAUCCUGUAUCUUUGAAUUUGCCUACAUUGCCAUCUACUGCAGUUCAUUUGCAGAGUACUCUAUCUCAAAUUUGGGAAAUGUAUUCCAUACAAGGUUUCGAUCCACCAUCUAAGUCCUUGAUAGAGAAAAUGUAUUCAACAGACCAUCCUCUGAAUGUGGAUAAUAGUCUGUCCAAAAUGGAGAGUUCAAAGAGAGAAAAUAUCUGGCUGUUGUCACAGUUCAGUGCUUUGAAGAAUGUUGGAGAACAUCUCUCAAAAAUGGGUAGUUCUUUUAUAAGCAACUCAUUAUCAGUAACAGUUGUACCAAACAAAAUUGUACCUCCUGAAUUCUUCAAAACAUUAACCGGAAAUACAGAACACCUAGCACCAAACAAAUUAUACAGUCAUAGUACGCAGAAAAACGAUACACUAAUGGUCGAUGAUAUCUACAGUGUACCAAUGACUAUGAAAAUAUCUCAUACGGAUGACACAUUUGAAAAUAAUCUUCAAGAAAUCAUUAUACCUAUGGAGGAAAGUAGUAAGGUAACUUCGUGUACGUUGCGAAGCAUAAAAUCGCACGACGAAGACUUUCUGUCAAAUCAUAAUGCAUUAAUAGCCAAUUGCAUUAUAACUUCAGCAAAUGAAAAUUGUGCCUUACCAUCUGGACAAACAAUUUCGCAAAAGAGUACAAAAAAUAUUGAAGACACAACAGCAAAUAGUGUCAAUAACGUUGAGGAGGAUAUGAAAGGUUCUUUAUAUGGAAAAAAACUAUCUAAUGGAAGCGACGCAUCUGAAAAUAAAGAAUUUUACCUAAGGAAGUGCAAGACGACAGAGUCUGAGAUGGCACAUCAAAUCUCAAAAAUUUCAGAGGAAACGAGCACGAAAAGCACAGUUCCAUGUAAUCAGACUAGUAUUUCAAAUUUGCUUACCAACAUGUGGCAGAAAGUUGUCAAUGGUGUGACUGAUAGAUUUUAUCUUCGCACAGAGUCCCCGGAUUCUGAAAUUCCAUCUAAAAGACCAUACUCUCCAAAACUUCGUGGAAAACCCAGCUUUGUCGCAAGUGGUAGAGGUAGAGGAAGGGCACGAUCACAAUUGAGACGUUCUGGUGUAAGUCAAACGAGACAUCGGCAAGAACGGAUACGACAAAAUCUUACAGCGGAUAUCCGCGACGAUCUCGAUGCGUUUGAAGAAGAGUACGAUACAUUGACAAAUGAUGAACUGUCGAUUUCUCCAAAUGUGGAGGAAGAUUUCACAAUAAUUCCAAAUGCAGAAGAUACUUUCGUUACCGAACCCCAUCCGUAUACUAUGCAUUUUGCGUUAGCCGAUCUCAAACCUAGAAAACGAAAGCAAAGAAAAUGUAAAAUCGUCGAUCCGGAAUCAACCAAAUUCUCCGCUAGAGUCAGAUAUGUAGCUGAAUAUUCGAUAGAUGUCGCUAUCUAUGAUCAAACACAAAAUGAAAAAGAAUGCGAACAUGAAAGUAAUGCAUUCCGACCGAGAUUGAUGUCUGAAAGUUCCGUAGACUCUGAGGAUAGCUAUUGUAUUGUCUUUGAAACUGAUCAAGAUUCAGAAUAUGAUACUGAAUAUGAAUUCGAAGAAAGCAGUGAAGAAGAAGACGACGAUGAGGAUGAAACAUCAAUUCAAAAGGUGAGAUUUGACCUAAAACCAAAAGUCCACACGAUGAUAAAAUGGGAUUACGCAUAUCGAUCUGCACGUCGAGGUCCUUGGGAACAAAUGGCACGAGACAGAGAACGAUUUAAAGGCCGCAUUAACUGCAUAGCACGUGUCCUUGAGCCGAUCUUAACAGUUCAGCAUAGAAAUCAUGUUUGGCAGGAGCGCUUUGCUGUCGAAGAAUAAUUUCCAUGCCUUUUUAACAUCUGUUAAAAUAUGGAUCAUAAAAACAGCACACGAACAAUACAGCAAUUGUAAAGAAGUUAACGGAGGUACUAUGCAACGUUGUAAAAGGAAAUAUGUCUAAUGAAAGUCUUCCAAGUUCGAAAUGUAACCCUCCGGAUUCAGAAUAUAUCGAUUCAUCUCAUAAUCACGAAUGGUAGUUGACUAAAAUCUAUUUGAAAUUAUUGGAAUGAAAUAUUCGCGUCGGAUAUGAAAAAAAUGUUCCUGAAAAUUCAUAAACAUGCAGGGUGGCUAGGUGUGGUGUUCUCUACAUAGUUGACAUUAUACAAGAGAAGGGCAUUGAUGUUGCGUGUAAUUCUUUACACCAGCAUUAAUUUUUGGUUUUUAUUUUGUUACUAGUAUCGAUUUGGGAAUUAAUUUAUUUCAAUGAAUUGCAGAGUUCACUAUAACAGUUGACGACUAAUGUGGUACAAAUGUAAUUGUUCCCGUUUGUAAUAUUAAUGUUAGAGAUUAAAUUGUUAUGUAAGGAACAAAAUGGAGAGUACAAUGUAAACGUACGGCAUUGUUGAAAAGAAAAAGGUGCUAAUGAUGUUGCAAUAUUUUGUUGCUAUUUUCUAUUUGUAUCUUAUUAACGUGAUAAUUAUUAAUUCCAAAGAUUAUAAUGCCAUUCAAUAAUGUACCUAUGAAUUUAGUCACUACAUUAGAAUUGAGCUUACCUGUUAGUCAAGCUGUUCUGGAUUGUUUUCUUUUACUAAACUGUAUAUAUUACAUAGUUGUCAAACUACCAAUCGAUACGGAAGAUGUUAAUUAUACAUAUUAACUUAUUUCGCAUACUCGUUUGCAUAUUUUAAUGCUGCCAUCGGAUUGAGCCUGGAAAAGAGAAACGCACGAGUAAUUCUUGGGUAUCUAUCUGGUCAGUGGCUUUGUGAUUCUGUUCGAUUCUCGUUGGCCCGCAUAUGAUAGAUAUUGCAUGAGGUUACUUCGAAAUCUCGAAAAUAAAGCCUGCGUUUUUAUAAUACUGAUAGGAAAAAAAAGAUACAUUUCGAUUAGACCAUAAUUAGAAAAUUCUAUAAAGUUUGGUUAAUGUGCCUUGUGCAAAGAUUAUUUCCUUCAUGGCCGAAUAACGUUGUCUUUUGAAAACUGUGAAGCAGACAGACAGACAGAUAAAAACACGGAACACAAACCACAAACAUAUUCUUUCCUGCAGUGUAUUUAUAUAUCAGUGUAUGAUAAAUAUAAUUAUAGUAUGUCGAUAAUGCAACUGUACAUAAUUCAAAGAAAAAAUAUAUAUAUUGAAUAUUCCGGAGUAAAAAAUUGUGGCAACGAAAGAGUUUAUGCGGAAGACAUAGAUAAUAUUUAUAUUUAGGUAGGUGUAAGUUUAGGUUAUUGUUUAUGUUGUAAUUAUACAUAUAUCGCGUGAGAUUAACGAUGGUUGAUGAUGAAGAUACGCCUAAUUUUAUGUCAGAUAUCUUUUAGGUAUAAUAGCUUUACAAGGAAAGUAAAUUGUGAUCUAAUACAAUUGCAUUACUAUUCAUCUUGCUAUUAAUUCUGCAUAAAUUCUUUUAUCGUCAUAUUUAUAGGUACAGUAAUGUGUAUUUAGCAGAUUAUUAAUAAAUAAUAUAUAUUCGGAAGCAUAAA